Molecule: messenger RNA, 2965 nt
Organism: Nyctereutes procyonoides (raccoon dog)
Lineage: Eukaryota; Metazoa; Chordata; Mammalia; Carnivora; Canidae
Gene: ACTN3
Product: actinin alpha 3
Exons: 20
Coding region: 37-2829 (930 amino acids)
Biological process (GO): actin cytoskeleton organization; muscle cell development
Cellular component (GO): Z disc; plasma membrane; cell projection
Molecular function (GO): calcium ion binding; actin filament binding
Source: RefSeq, a predicted model, not a curated record
AGCGCGGAGCGGAGCGGAGCCAGGAGCCCCAGCAAGAUGAUGAUGGUUAUGCAGCCCGAGGGCCUGGGGGUCGGGGAGGGGCCCUUCGUGGGCGGCAGCGGGGGCGGCGAGUACAUGGAACAGGAGGAAGACUGGGACCGCGACCUACUGCUCGACCCGGCCUGGGAGAAGCAGCAGCGGAAAACCUUCACUGCCUGGUGCAACUCACACCUGCGCAAGGCUGGCACCCAGAUUGAAAACAUAGAGGAGGAUUUCCGCAAUGGCCUCAAACUCAUGUUGCUCUUGGAGGUCAUUUCAGGAGAGAGGCUACCCAGGCCAGACAAAGGCAAGAUGCGCUUCCACAAAAUUGCCAAUGUCAACAAGGCCCUGGACUUCAUUGCCAGCAAGGGGGUUAAGCUGGUGUCCAUUGGUGCUGAAGAGAUUGUUGACGGUAACCUGAAGAUGACCCUGGGCAUGAUCUGGACCAUCAUCCUUCGUUUUGCUAUCCAGGACAUCUCUGUGGAGGAAACCUCUGCCAAGGAAGGCUUGCUCCUGUGGUGCCAGCGGAAGACAGCUCCGUACCGCAACGUCAACGUGCAAAACUUCCAUACCAGCUGGAAGGAUGGUUUGGCCCUCUGUGCUCUCAUCCACCGACACCGCCCCGAUCUCAUCGAUUAUGCCAAACUACGCAAGGAUGACCCCAUUGGCAAUCUAAACACGGCCUUCGAGGUUGCAGAGAAAUACUUGGACAUCCCUAGGAUGUUGGAUGCAGAAGACAUCGUGAACACCCCAAAGCCUGAUGAAAAGGCCAUCAUGACCUAUGUUUCCUGCUUCUACCAUGCCUUUGCUGGGGCCGAGCAGGCAGAGACAGCUGCCAACAGGAUCUGCAAGGUGCUGGCUGUGAACCAGGAGAACGAGAAGCUGAUGGAGGAGUACGAGAAGCUUGCCAGUGAGCUGCUGGAAUGGAUCCGUCGCACCAUACCAUGGCUGGAGAACCGUGUGGGCGAGCCCAGCAUGAGUGCCAUGCAGCGCAAGCUGGAGGACUUUCGGGACUACCGGCGCCUGCAUAAGCCACCCCGAGUGCAGGAGAAGUGCCAGCUGGAGAUCAAUUUCAAUACACUGCAGACCAAGCUGCGGCUGAGCCACCGGCCCGCCUUCAUGCCCUCCGAGGGCAAGCUCGUCUCGGAUAUUGCCAAUGCAUGGCGUGGGCUGGAGCAAGUAGAGAAGGGCUAUGAGGACUGGCUGCUCUCAGAGAUCCGGCGCCUGCAGCGGCUCCAGCACCUGGCUGAGAAAUUCCAGCAGAAAGCCUCCUUGCAUGAAGCCUGGACCCGGGGGAAGGAGGAUAUGCUGAGCCAGCGCGACUACGAGUCGGCCUCCCUGCAGGAGGUGCGGGCGUUGCUGCGGCGCCACGAGGCCUUUGAGAGCGACCUGGCAGCGCAUCAGGACCGCGUGGAGCACAUCGCCGCGCUGGCCCAGGAGCUCAAUGAGCUGGACUACCAUGAGGCAGCCUCGGUGAAUAGCCGCUGCCAGGCCAUCUGCGACCAGUGGGACAAUCUGGGCACACUGACCCAGAAGAGGAGGGAUGCACUAGAACGGAUGGAGAAGCUCCUGGAGACCAUUGACCAGCUGCAACUGGAGUUUGCCCGUCGGGCAGCGCCCUUCAACAACUGGCUGGAUGGUGCCGUGGAGGACCUGCAGGACGUGUGGCUGGUGCACUCAGUGGAGGAAACCCAGAGCCUGCUGACUGCACAUGAGCAAUUCAAGGCUACGUUGCCAGAGGCUGACCGAGAGCGAGGAGCAAUCCUCGGUAUCCAGGGUGAGAUCCAGAAGAUCUGCCAAACGUAUGGACUGCGGCCCAGCUCCACCAACCCCUACAUCAACCUCACACCACAGGACAUCAACACCAAGUGGGACAUGGUCCGAAAGCUGGUGCCCAGCCGUGACCAGACCCUGCAGGAAGAGCUUGCCCGGCAGCAGCUGAAUGAGAGGCUCCGGCGACAGUUCGCAGCUCAAGCCAAUGCUGUUGGGCCCUGGAUCCAGGGGAAGGUGGAGGAGGUGGGGCGCCUAGCCACAGGGAUGGCUGGCUCUCUGGAGGAACAGAUGGCUGGACUGCGGCAACAGGAGCAGAACAUUAUCAACUAUAAGAGCAACAUUGACCGGCUGGAGGGUGACCACCAGCUGCUGCAGGAGAGCCUAGUGUUUGACAACAAGCACACCGUCUACAGCAUGGAGCACAUCCGCGUAGGCUGGGAGCAGUUGCUCACCUCCAUCGCCCGUACCAUCAAUGAAGUGGAGAACCAGGUACUGACCCGAGAUGCCAAGGGCCUGAGCCAGGAGCAGCUCAACGAGUUCCGGGCAUCCUUCAACCACUUUGACCGGGUCAGCGAGGGCCCAAUUCUGUGGGCGGUGGAUGUGGGGGCUGGUGGGGCUGGAGGACCAAGUCUGAUAUGCACUCAUGCACUACAGAAGCGGAACGGGAUGAUGGAGCCUGAUGACUUCCGGGCUUGCCUCAUCUCCAUGGGCUAUGAUCUGGGAGAAGUAGAGUUUGCACGAAUUAUGACCAUGGUGGACCCCAACGCAGCCGGCGUCGUGACCUUCCAGGCCUUCAUCGACUUCAUGACCCGAGAGACAGCUGAGACUGACACAGCUGAGCAAGUUGUGGCCUCCUUCAAGAUCCUGGCAGGAGAUAAGAACUACAUCACUCCUGAAGAGCUGCGGCGGGAGCUCCCUGCUGAGCAGGCCGAGUACUGCAUCCGUCGUAUGGCACCCUACAAGGGCUCUGGGGCUCCACCUGGAGCCCUGGACUACGUGGCCUUCUCCAGUGCCCUCUAUGGGGAGAGUGACCUCUGACCUCAACCCCUAAGACUAAAUGAUUCGAUUCGGAGAGAGGGAACUCCCUCUGGCUGAUCCCAUCCAUCCCUUGGGGCAAGGGCCUCAGAGAACAGCCUGCUACAUACCUCUGAAUAAAGACCCAUCCGUGAGCUUC